Fusarium oxysporum Fo47 is the source of this 876-nucleotide messenger RNA. RefSeq names its product Zn(II)2Cys6 transcription factor domain-containing protein. The record is from RefSeq and is a predicted model, not a curated record. Bases 1 to 876 code for a protein of 291 amino acids. Gene Ontology annotation, cellular component: nucleus. Gene Ontology annotation, biological process: positive regulation of transcription by RNA polymerase II. Gene Ontology annotation, molecular function: transcription cis-regulatory region binding; zinc ion binding; DNA-binding transcription factor activity, RNA polymerase II-specific. NCBI's taxonomy places the organism in Eukaryota, Fungi, Ascomycota, Sordariomycetes, Hypocreales, Nectriaceae. The transcript is spliced from 3 exons.
AUGCCCUCCGCAACGCCUCCGAAGUCGGACAAAGUAAAGAAAAGACCCAAAGUCAGAGGAUGUUACCAGUGCUCUCGUCGACGCAUAGACUGUGAUCGGAGAGAGCCAACAUGUGGCAAAUGUUCUGCCAAAGGCAUCAAGUGCAGUGGAUUAGGUCUACGAUAUCGAUUCAAUGAUGGCAUUGCCGCCCGUGGAAAGUUUGUUGGCAAAUCAUUGCCUGUUGUUGAUGGGUUAGAGAUCAAGUCUACAGACACGACCUCGGUCUCAAAUUGUAAAAGACGCAACGAUCCCUUUCGCGCAAGUGGCUAUGAGUCUCUCGAGCAACUCUCUGUUGAAGUCGAUACGACAACUGAGGAAGAACAUGGGAUACAAGAAUUGGUUGUGUCGAAUCACGCACCAGUAUCUAUCGACUGGGGCUUAGAUCACGUUGAUCCAAAGUCCAGGUUCUGUCUUGGCUACUUCUCGAAUAACAUCGCCCAACUCAUCGCAGUCAUAAACAUGGGCUUCAACGGAUAUCGUGAUCUCGUACUACCAAGAGCAGAAACAGACCCUCUAGUCCGAAAAGCAGUUCUUCUUGUUGUCGAACAGCAUCUCUCUCUACAAAAUGGCACCGCAAUAUCACUAGAUCCAGCGGCUUAUGGAUCUCUUGUCCGAGAACUUAUCAUGCGGUCUCAUCAGUGUGCACCUCAAGACGAUGAUUCUGCACUCACUGCGUUGCUUCUGCUGCAUAUUCGGGAGAUGAUCAGUGGAAGCGACAACUUCAGACUUAUCUAUGGUUCGCUGCGGGUGGUAGUUAACGCACUUGCGAAGAAUGCGGGCGAAGGAACCUCUGACCUCAGGAGGUUUCUACAGAUGCAGAUACUAAGGUAUGGAUAA